Messenger RNA from Drosophila miranda, 974 nucleotides. RefSeq lists its product as uncharacterized. NCBI's taxonomy places the organism in Eukaryota, Metazoa, Arthropoda, Insecta, Diptera, Drosophilidae. The coding region runs from base 85 to 729 and encodes 214 amino acids. The record is from RefSeq and is a predicted model, not a curated record. The transcript has a single exon.
UGUGAGCCAACUGUCCGAUGUAGAUUUUUAAGUGCUCUAAUAGAUUCAGUAUCUGUUAAUGAAAAAGCACAAAAAUAUUCACUCAUGUACAAAUACACAUGGACAUACAUAUAUCUAGUAAAUUCUCUUUGGACGAAUCGAAUGGACCGAAGUCUGGUGAUUCUGUGCCUAUUUCUCUGCUUUGACAGCCUCAGUGGCUACGAUGAAAUGGAAAAUAUUGUCCCCGAACGCUGUCUGUAUUUGAAAUCGCACGAGGAGAUCCUGCAGAGGAAAUGCUCGGGACAUUAUCCUCUGGUGGCGGUCACCAAGUUCCGGGACACGUUUAUAGAGGCUGGCGAGCCGUUCGCACUGUACAUGCCAGACUCGCUGGACUACAUUCUGGUCCUGAUGAAGGAGUCACCGCUGCAAAGCUGCGAGAGGAUGCGGUUCGUGGACGUGAAGAGCUUCAACUGUCUGGACCAGGGCGAUAAUGUUAACGACACGAUGGUCCUGGACAAAGCAGCCAUGUAUUGCUUCCCGUUCCACAUCCAGUUGCCCGACGAUCUCAUGCAGAUGUGCCUCAUGGAGAACGAUAUGAGCUCGGAUCCGCUCACAGAUGUGCUCAAAACAAAACGCGGUGUUAUCCACUAUUCCCUCGGCAAAAGUGGUGCCGAGCGCAUUGGCAUUGGCGUAUGGCUUCGACUCCUGGCCCUCCCAUUGUCCAUCUCCAUGGCGAUUCAGCGACUUUAAGGGCGGGCACUGAUCCGGUCUCGAACAUAAUGCGACUCAUAAAAUUUUAUGCUUCGACCAUAAAGAUUGAUCGGAGAGGGCGCUUGGGGAUCCCAAAAACCAAAAAAAAAGAACAAAUUAACCAACAAAAUAUGAUGUGAAAACGACUGAACUGGAAUCUAGAUUAUUUUAUCGCCGGCCUUGCUUUUGAAUGUAUUUAAGGUUUCAGCCUUAUUUACUUAAAUUAAAUCAAAAAUCAACCAAAA